This is a messenger RNA of Osmerus eperlanus (European smelt), 4046 nucleotides long. RefSeq names its product glypican-6-like. Lineage: Eukaryota; Metazoa; Chordata; Actinopteri; Osmeriformes; Osmeridae. Gene Ontology annotation, cellular component: plasma membrane; extracellular region; cell surface. The coding region runs from base 305 to 1996 and encodes 563 amino acids. Gene Ontology annotation, biological process: regulation of protein localization to membrane; regulation of signal transduction; cell migration. The transcript has 10 exons. The record is from RefSeq and is a predicted model, not a curated record.
GCGGUCCUCUAUCCCCAGCGUUUCGACUUUCUCCUCAGCCUCCUUGAGAGUGAAGUUGAGUGAACACGCUUGGAGCCUUUUUCUCUUUCUGGACCCAUGUGGCACCUGUCCUCCCGCACUUGUGUUUUCUGCGGAAACGGGAGAAUCACUAUUGGUUGCCAAUCGCAUACAGAAUUUCAGUGCAAAAUAUGUGCUGGUAGACAGUUGUAGAAAGUGGAAACCUCUAUACGUUCUGUUUUUACCUGCGGAUCUACUGCAACGGGAAUCUGCAGAAGAUCAGAGGGAUUUGUAACAGAAGUGCAAGAUGCUGAGAAUUCAAACAAUCAUUUGCACUUUAUCGGUGCUUUCACUUGCAGCAAAAGCCGAUCUCAAAACCCGAAACUGUAGUGAGGUUAGGGACGCCUGUGUUGUUAAAGGCUUCAGCUUUGCACAUGUUCCACUCCAGGAGAUAUCAGGUGAGCACCUCCGUGUGUGUCCCCAGAGCAACACCUGCUGCACCCCUGAAAUGGAAGACAAGUUCGGCCAGCAGAGCAAGCUGGAGUAUGAGAAUCUCAUGGAUGAAACUAGUCACGAAUUGCGAAGCACCUUUGUAUCCCGACAUAAAAAGUUUGAUGAAUUCUUCCUGGAGCUGCUGGAGAACACUGAGAGGUCCCUGAACGAGAUGUUCGUGAGGACCUAUGGCAAGCCUUACAUGCAGAACUCUGAAGUAUUCCAGAACCUGUUUGCUGAGCUAAAACGAUAUUACACAGGAGGAAAUGUCAACUUGGAGGAAAUGCUCAACGACUUUUGGUCUCGUCUGCUGGAGCGUAUGUUUACGCUGCUCAAUUCCCAGUACAUUAUCACGGAGGACUAUCUGGAGUGUAUCAGUAAGUACACGGACCAGCUCAAACCGUUUGGAGACGUGCCCAGGAAACUCAAGGCUCAGGUUACCAGGGCCUUUAUCGCGGCACGAACAUUCGUCCAGGGCCUCUCCGUUGGACGAGAGGUAGCCAACCGAGUUUCCAAGGUGAGCAGUACCCCGGCCUGCAUCCGCGCUCUCACCAAGAUGCUGUACUGCCCCUACUGCCAGGCCAUGCCUGCUGUCAAGCCCUGUAACAACUACUGCCUCAAUGUUAUGAAGGGCUGCCUCGCCAACCAAGCAGACCUGGACCCAGAGUGGAACCACUACAUCGAUGCCAUGUUGCUGGUGGCACAGAGACUGGAGGGACCUUUCAACAUUGAAUCUGUCAUGGACCCUAUUGAUGUCAAGAUUUCAGAGGCCAUCAUGAAUAUGCAGGACAACAGUGCCCAGGUCUCCUACAGGGUUUUCCAAGGCUGUGGCCAGCCCAAACCCUCAGGAAUGGGCAGGUCUGCCCGGGGCGUUUCGGAUGUGUUCAACGCCCGCUUCAGACCCUACAGCCCAGAAGAGAGGCCGACCACUGCAGCUGGUACCAGCCUGGACCGACUGAGGAUUGUCUGGAGUGCAAUGCAGCACAGCGUGAUUGACAUUAAGGAGAAACUGAAGCUCUACAGGAAGUUCUGGUCCAGCGUGCCUGAAGCCAUCUGUCAGGAGGACCGUGUCACUGCUGGGGAAGCCAGUGAUGACCAGUGUUGGAAUGGUCACACCAAGGGCAGGUAUUUCCCAGAGGUCCUCAAGGAUGGACUGACCAAUCAGGUCAAUAACCCAGAGGUGGGCGUGGACAUCACCAGACCAGACACAUUCAUACGCCAGCAGAUCAUGGCUUUGAGAGUGAUGACCACCAAGCUAAAAAAUGCCUUCAAUGGCAAUGACAUCUACUUCCAAGACUCAAGUGACGAGGGGAGUGGUUCGGCCAGUGGCAGUGGCUGCACGGAGGCCUGCGUCACAGAGUUUGACUUUGUCAGCACCGAGGCCCCCGUGGUGGGGGCGGACCGCAGCGGCCCCAUCGACGACUCCGCCACGCUCCCCGCCCCCUCGCUAGUCCUGUCAGCUACACUCGCCCUGGCAGCCCUGGCACUGCACCGGCUCUGGAGAUAAUGCUGGGGAAACCGGCCCCACGUGGACAGCAGGGUUCCUCUUUCCGCUGGCUUUUUUGUAUUCAGACUGGGGCUGUGGUCAGGUUUUCAUGCAGUCUCGGCCUCUUGGAUACAGAGGGGUGCUUGGAAGCGAGACCCCAGGCGUCCUGGUUCUCCCCUCUCCCAGAGACUGUGCAGUACCAUGCUUAGGUGGUUGCCUUCAGCCACAGCUCCACUAUGUUAAACAGAUGGCCCCCUGUCAAACUCUGUUCCGUAAGAUGAACGGAGAUCACUUUUUUUGCAUACAGGAAAUGUAGGUCUCCGUGAGAAAAGAAAAAAACAUGCACUUUGAUUCUUUUGGUUUGUUGAUGCUGUAAAAGAUAAUGUAUUAUUUUGUUGUACCACUGUGAGAAUGUGAGAUCUCAGCUUGAAGUGAUGAGAAUUAGAACGUUUUUAUUACCAAAAUUAUAAGAUGUGGUCUAAGUCUUGACUUGCACAUCUUGCAAGUCAAGACUAAAUUAUCUUUUGAAAGGUGUGUAAAGAUUAAACUUAUAAACAGCACCACAAAAUAUUAGUUAGCUGCUACCCUUACAUUUUUGCUUUGAAGCCCUUUGUUUAUUAAAUAUACAGUAACAUUUUACAUUAGUAUUCUUGUUAAAGUUUCAUUACAUAAGUACUACAGUAUUUAAUAGGCAAUGUAUCGAGUUCAACGAAAUAUCCUUAUUAUACACAAAAUAUACUUAUAAUUGAAACAAAAUAUAGAAAUAUAUUAUUUUGUUGUGGAUAAGUAUAUAGUGUCAUUGUAAGUAAGUAAGUAAGUAUCAAGUGUAAAUAAUUUGAAUAGGAGAGAGCACAAUUGAAAGAGCACAGUAGUGUUUACAGUGGUGCGUAGUGUCACAUUAUUGCAGUUUGUAAAUACAUGUUGUUCAUUUUCACAUUGCCUAUUACUGUACUCAGUACAUGUACUUAUGAAAUGACUCUGUAAAAGGACACUACUGGAAAAUGUUACCACAUUUACAAAACAGUUGCUAUUCAGGUUUAACUUGAUAACUCAAAUCAUGUACAGUUCUUACCAAUGAUUGUGUUUCGUUGUUCUGAGUGCAGAUGAAAUAAGAUCCCAUCAUGUUUGCGUUAUUUCAUACUUCACUGUACUUAUAUUGUCUUUGUAUUAUCAACUCCUCAAUAGAAAAAGGUCAACUUAUAGCUAAGGAAUACUUCCUGGUUUACCAGGCUUGUCAUGGGUGCACCUAUAGGGUUCUGUUGACUUGAUUCAGCAAAUUAUUUCAUUUUCUCAUACGCAUCCUUAGCAGGCUCAGCAGUGGAAUAAAUUGUGUUGUUGGAUUUCAUACAUAUCUAAGUGAAUCAUAACAGCUUAAUCAGCAAGAAAAUGUUUACAUGGGUUGUGUUGAUGUCCAGUACUCAUUUUCUGUAUCCGAUUUGAAUCUGUACCUGGUAACUCAGGUUGGAGUAAUUUUUGUGUUUUAUUGACAGCAUUUUCAACUCCACAGGCCUAUCCCCUAAACUGUAUGUUCAUAUUUUUACAUUACCUGAAAAAGGUGAUUUUUACCAACCCAGUUGUCAUGUAGGUUCUGCUUUGAAUAUCCACCUUGUUUGCAUAUGAAAUUAAUGCGUAUUCUGCAAAUUAUUGACCGAUGGAGUAUGCACUAAACUGUUUUGACCGCUUGUUGCUAGGUCUGUAAAAACGUUUAUUUACCUCUGCGAACUUUCAGGAGGUAUAUAAACGGAUUUAUUAACUUUUGAGAACGUCUUCUGGACCAAUAGGAACAGCGUAUUGGUCCAAUUAUUACACUAGUAUAUAAGAUACUGUUUUGAAUCCAAACUCAAUUAUAAAAUGUAGGGUAGGGUUUUAAUGAUGAUAAUUAAUGAUAAUUACAUGAAUUCCAUGCUGUAAAUGGUAAAUAAGAAAAAAAGAGUAAACAAUGUGCCAUGUUGUUGCAGCUGAAAUUCAAAACACAUUGAAGACUUAAACCGCCAAAGGCAACAACAACAAAAAAAAGUCAUUGAGUUUAUCUCUGAAGCAUGAGUGGUUGUGUGUGUGCAGGCUGGCCUCA